Molecule: messenger RNA, 1726 nt
Organism: Aspergillus alliaceus
Lineage: Eukaryota; Fungi; Ascomycota; Eurotiomycetes; Eurotiales; Aspergillaceae
Product: phosphatidylserine decarboxylase
Exons: 1
Coding region: 282-1511 (409 amino acids)
Biological process (GO): phospholipid biosynthetic process
Molecular function (GO): phosphatidylserine decarboxylase activity
Source: RefSeq, a predicted model, not a curated record
UGGGAAUCCUGCCUAAGCCACCCUGAGCACCAAUACGGAGUAUUGUCCGACCAGACAAAUUAAUUUGCUAUGCAGCCUUCUCAGCUCCAAAUGCUGGCCGCCUAUACGACAGGCUUGAAGAUGGUCGUAGUUGAUUCUUGGCGGUGUCUAUAAGAAGCUGUGCGAUAGCUCCGGAAGUCGAGAACUCAAGGCUUUCACUCUUACUUUCUCAGUUCGACAAUACUAUACUCUUUUAGUAACUUCUGCUCCAUAAAAUAUCCAACUUUCUCACUCAACCCAUCAUGUCUGUACCACAGUACGUCGCGAAGGAGCCUCUGGUUCGCGACCUGAGAGAUUUCAUCAGUCGCGACGCAGAUCGCACCAAGCGUUUCAACGAUGCCAUCGCAACCGCCCUCAUCGGCAGCGCAGAGGGCGACGAAGACGAGAUGGCCAACGAAGGCAUCGCGACAUUAGACGACUACCUCCGCUACUGCGACGACCUCCUCCAAUGGGUUCCCAAGGUCAGCAGCAAGGGCGACGAGCUUCUGCAGAAGAUCCUCGUCUUCUACUGGGUCUUCGACCAGCCCGCACUGCGCGGCCUCCAGACCGAAAUUCAGCCACAAAACUCGAACACAGAUCUCAGCUGGCUCUCCUACUGGUUAGUAACAUUCGCCCGCCAACAGGGCUUGUUCCUGGGCACACCCCAGUCCGCCGCAUCAGUGUACUCCUUCUACCGCAACGAGAAGUAUAACAAGGAGGCCGCCCUCUGGGCGGAACCCAAGUCCGGUUGGGUAUCGUUCAAUCACUGGUUCGCGCGCGAGUGGAAGGAUAUCGACUCCGCUCGGCCGCUCGCAGGCCCGAAUGACGAGAAGGUCAUUGUCAGCGUCGCGGACUCGAAGUUCAAUGGCUCCUGGCCCAUCGAGAACGGCAACGUUAGUAUCGACAGUAUCGAGGCGAAGGGGAUCGACUGGCCCAUUGACAAGUUGUUGCAAGCUUCCACGCUCGAUUAUCAUAACGGCACGUUCAUGCAUGCGUUCCUGGGCCCGGCUGACUAUCACCGUCAGCAUGCGCCCGUCAGCGGAGAGGUCAUUGAAGUCAAGAAUAUCCAGGACCAGGUCUACCUUCAGGUUGCCACUGAGAAUGGUCACCUGUCCGGAGACCGCAGGCUCGUCCGGAAUCCCCACAUGUGCUCAAAGCGGAGGGAACGGCUCGAGGGUGAUCAGGACUUCUACGACCUGGAUGCCCCGGAUGAUGCUGGGUAUCAGUGGUGUCAGACGCGUGGACUCGUGGUCAUUCAGACGAAGGAUUACGGGAAGGUUGCGGUGCUGCCGAUUGGGAUGGCUCAGGUUUCUUCCAUUGUUAUGACAGUCAAGAAGGGCGACCAGGUUAAGAAGGGUGAUAACAUCUCUUACUUCCAAUUUGGCGGUUCGGAUGUGGUUGUCGUGUUUGAGAAGAAGGUCACAUUCAAGUCCGGUCUAGUAGCGGGUAAGACGAAGCUCAAUGUCAGGUCAGAAUUGGCGAGGUUUCAGUGAGUGCGAAGGUACGAUAGUAAUACCGGUAUGAAUGAUUGCUUCAGCCUCCUUUUUUUUUUUUUUUUUGCUUUCUUCGUCUUUUCUGGUCUAUUCUCAAUCUGUGAUAUAAUUCCCCGGCUUGAUUCCAAUAGGGACAUUUUCAUUUGCUCUUCUGCGGAUCCUUCGGAAUUGGAUGUAAGCCUAGGCGGAGUUAUGGCCCAGACCUUCUGAUUACC